AUGGCCGCAGAAUCUUCGUACGGAUUCGUCUACGGAGUUUCCGGACCUGUCGUCACAGCCGAAAAGAUGGCCGGAUCCGCCAUGUACGAGUUGGUUCGUGUCGGACAUCAAGAACUUGUCGGAGAGAUUAUUCGUCUCGAGGGUGACUACGCCACCAUCCAGGUUUACGAGGAAACUUCCGGAGUCACCAUCGGAGAUCCAGUACUUCGUACCGGAAAGCCUCUCUCCGUCGAGUUGGGACCAGGUAUCAUGGGUUCGAUUUUCGACGGAAUUCAACGUCCACUCAAGGACAUUGCUGAUAUCACCCAAUCCAUCUACAUUCCAAAGGGAGUCUCCACCAACGCCUUGUCCCGUGACGCUCGUUGGGACUUCGCUGUUAACAAGGAUCUUCGUGUUGGAGGACACGUAACUGGAGGAGAUAUCAUUGGAACAGUCGAUGAGAACUUGCUCAUCAAGCACAAGAUUCUUCUGCCACCAAGUGCCUGCGGAACAAUCACCUUCGUUGCCUCUUCUGGACAAUACACCGUCACUGACCCACUUCUCGAGUUGGAGUUCGCUGGACGCAAGCAAAAGUUCUCUAUGCUUCAAGUUUGGCCAGUCAGAAACCCAAGACCAGUGACUGAGAAGCUCGCCGCCAACAACCCGCUUCUCUGUGGACAGCGUGUGCUCGACGCCUUGUUCCCAUGUGUCCAAGGAGGAACCACCGCCAUUCCAGGAGCUUUCGGAUGCGGAAAGACUGUCAUUUCUCAAUCACUCUCCAAAUACUCCAACUCUGACGCUAUUAUCUACGUCGGAUGCGGAGAGCGUGGAAACGAAAUGUCUGAAGUACUUCGUGAUUUCCCAGAACUCACUAUGGAAGUCGAAGGUGUCACCACAUCUAUCAUGAAGCGUACCGCAUUGGUCGCCAACACCUCCAACAUGCCUGUAGCUGCUCGUGAGGCUUCCAUCUACACUGGUAUCACUCUUGCCGAAUAUUUCCGUGAUAUGGGUCUCAAUGUCGCUAUGAUGGCCGACUCCACAUCUCGUUGGGCUGAGGCUCUUCGUGAGAUUUCUGGACGUCUCGGAGAAAUGCCCGCCGAUUCCGGAUACCCAGCUUACCUUGCCGCUCGUCUCGCCUCCUUCUACGAGCGUGCCGGACGUGUCAAGUGCCUUGGAUCACCAGAACGCGAGGGAUCCGUCACCAUCGUCGGAGCCGUAUCUCCACCAGGAGGAGAUUUCGCCGAUCCAGUUACAUCUGCUACCCUCGGUAUCGUACAAGUGUUCUGGGGAUUGGAUAAGAAGCUCGCCCAACGUAAACAUUUCCCAUCUAUCAACUGGCUCAUCUCUUAUUCCAAGUACAUGCGUGCUCUUGAGGAGUUCUACGAGAAGAACUAUCCAGAGUUCGUGCAUCUUCGUACCAAGUGUAAGGAGAUUCUUCAAGAAGAAGAGGAUCUUUCCGAAAUUGUGCAACUUGUCGGAAAAGCUUCCCUUGCCGAGUCUGACAAGAUCACUCUUGAGGUUGCCAAGAUCAUCAAGGACGACUUCUUGCAACAAAACGGUUACACCAAAUACGAUCGUUUCUGCCCAUUCUACAAGACUGUCGGUAUGCUCAAGAACAUGAUUGGAUUCUACGAUUUGGCCCGUCACUCCGUUGAAGUCACCGCUCAGUCCGACAACAAGAUCACAUGGAACGUUAUCAAGGAUAGCAUGGGAGACUUGAUCUACCAACUUUCGGCUAUGAAAUUCAAGGACCCAGUUGCCGAUGGUGAAGCUAAGAUUCGCAAGGACUACGAUGAUUUGGCUGAAGCUAUGGCUAACGCUUUCAGAAAUCUUGAGGAUUAA
Molecule: messenger RNA, 1821 nt
Organism: Caenorhabditis remanei
Lineage: Eukaryota; Metazoa; Nematoda; Chromadorea; Rhabditida; Rhabditidae
Exons: 3
Coding region: 1-1821 (606 amino acids)
Biological process (GO): proton transmembrane transport; ATP metabolic process
Cellular component (GO): proton-transporting V-type ATPase, V1 domain; lysosomal membrane
Molecular function (GO): ATP hydrolysis activity; proton-transporting ATPase activity, rotational mechanism; ATP binding
Source: RefSeq, a predicted model, not a curated record